AUGAACUGUAGUCCCAUUAUGAGUUCAGAUGACAAAAAAGAAACGGAAACAUCCAACGAAUGUGAUGAGGGCUUUCUACCUGAUGCGAAUCCUACUUUGGAAUCUCCGCGAUUCUCUAUAGCCAUGAAAAUGAAUCGUCAUGAUAAGGAUAAAGACACAUUGCUACCUCCUUCACCUCCAAAGUUUGUGUCAAUGAAUCAGCUUGCGGAAGCAGCUAAAGCAUUCUAUAAUAUGUCUUUAGCACAUGAAAUAACUGUGGAUUCUGAGUUUAGACUGGAAAAAUAUGAACCACAAGAAAAAAGUUUGGAAUAUUGUAUUAAAGAAACAAUGCAUAGAGCAUUUUGGGAUAUUUUACGAUCUAGUUUAGAUUGUGAUCCUCCAGACUAUGAACCAGCUUUACGCUUACUGGAAGAAGUUAAACAGUCAUUACAAAGUUUAGUUUUGCCUAAUCAAACAACAUUGAAAACACUUAUUGAUAAUCUUUUGGAUAUGGAUAUAGCUAAAUCUCAAUUAGAAGAAACUGGUUAUUUAAGUUUAGAAAUUUAUAAAAAUGAAGUAAUUAAUUUAAUGAAACAAUUUUGUGCUCCAAUACAUGAUCAAGAAGUUGAAGAUUUAAGAAAAAUCGAUGAUCCAAUUGAUGCAUUCAAAAAUGUCUUUAUUCUAUUGGAUAAAAUGCAUAUGGAUUUGGCUAAUUUUACAAUUAAACAAAUGAGACCAUAUAUUCGUCAACAGGCUGUUACUUAUGAACGAACAAAAUUUGCUACAUUUUUAGAAGCUCAACAAAAACUUGGUAUUGAUGGCUUAGCUCAUACACGUGAUUGGAUUAAACAAGCACAUGAUAAUCUUCUUCAUGUAUCACAUCAACCAAUUAAUCAUGAGUGCCCCAAUGCAUCCAGUAAUAUCAGCACUAAUAAUAAGAACACUCCAGUGGAUCUUAAAAACACUUCAGAUAGUUGUUCUACCACAAGUAAUGAUACUAUCCCAUUGACACCGAAUAAUAUACUACGUGAAGCCUACUUGAAGUUAUUGACAUGGCCACGUGAUCGUGAUUGGCCUGAGACAAUGCUCAUGGAUCAAUAUCGUCUUAUAGAUUUAGGCAAUCAAUUAACUAUUAUUGUCAAUUUAACAUCUCUUGUUCUGGUUGUAUGUAAUUAUAUAGCAUCGAAUGUAUCAACAUUCACUACAACUGGAUUAUCUUCAUUAACUGCAACAAAACCUAUUUUAUCAAUUCCACUUGAAACUAGUUUACCACAUGAUGCAAUGAUACAAUUGAAAAAAUCUAUUUGUCAAGAUGUUGCACCAAUAUUACAUGGAAUCUCUUUAAAUUAUAAACCUGAUCAAUUAGUUGACGAUAUAAUUGAACAAGUUAUAUUGACCAUUGAAUUAUGGUAUAAUCGAUGCAUACAAUCUUGUAAUUUAGUUACAUCAUCAUCAUCUAACUUAUCAACAUUAACUGACCAUAAAUCAUUAUGUACAACUGCUUCUAUGACAGAUUAUGGACGUAAUGAAUUAAGCUUACAAUUGACUUCAGUUAUUAUCAGUGAACAUCCUGUUUAUAAACUUAUGUAUAAACGAGCUAUGGAUUUUCUUCGCUCUGCAUUAUCAUCCUAUCCUCCUGAACCAUUACCUUUACCUCCAGGUUUCAGUGUUCUGCUUGAUCUUGAUCAAGAUAAACUCAGUUCUUCCACCAACGAAAAUGGGACUACUGUUAAUUCUGUUGGUUAUUUACGAAAACCUCCAUUAAACAUCCCGACAACAAUGAUGUCAGGUGGUAGUAGUACCACUACUGGAUUACUUUUUCAUUCUUCCCCUUCUAGUCCACAUAAAGAAUCAAUGAAUAGUUUUAAAACUUCUAAAUUUGAAAUAUUAAGUUUAUCCGAUUUAGCAAGUCGUCUUCUACCAUUAUUAGCUCAUAAUCGUCAUGUAUUUGGUUCAUAUUAUGCUGAAAUUAUUCAACCAUUACUUAUGCCGGAAAUUCAAAAACCUUCUAAUACUAGUAGCGAAAAAUGA
Schistosoma bovis is the source of this 2010-nucleotide messenger RNA. NCBI's taxonomy places the organism in Eukaryota, Metazoa, Platyhelminthes, Trematoda, Strigeidida, Schistosomatidae. The record is from the annotation of a GenBank genome assembly.